Molecule: messenger RNA, 1085 nt
Organism: Vigna umbellata (rice bean)
Lineage: Eukaryota; Viridiplantae; Streptophyta; Magnoliopsida; Fabales; Fabaceae
Gene: AHP2
Product: Tat-binding protein 1(Tbp-1)-interacting protein (TBPIP)
Biological process (GO): meiotic joint molecule formation; homologous chromosome pairing at meiosis; meiotic strand invasion involved in reciprocal meiotic recombination
Cellular component (GO): condensed nuclear chromosome; DNA recombinase auxiliary factor complex
Molecular function (GO): double-stranded DNA binding; recombinase activator activity
Source: RefSeq, a predicted model, not a curated record
AAACGACGUCGUAGUUCGUGGACCAGGGCCAUUUCAAUUCUUCCUUUCGUCUGCACCCCCUUGUUUGCUUUUGGCGGAGAAGGGAAAAGGAAAAUCCUGAAUUUUCCCGCCAAUUUUUCUUCGAUCCGAACAAUGGCACCAAAAUCCGAUAGCGCCGAAGCUAUCGUGUUGAACUUCGUCAACGAGCAAAACAAGCCGGUGAAUACGCAGAACGUGGCGGAUGCAUUGCAGAAGUUCAACCUGAAGAAAGCGGCGAUUCAGAAAGCGUUGGACAACCUCGCUGAUGGGGGACGCAUUUCGUUCAAGGAGUACGGUAAGCAGAAGAUAUAUCUCGCGCGGCAAGAUCAGUUCCAAAUUCCCAACAAUGAAGAACUUAACCAGAUGAAGGAACAGAAUGCUGACAUGCAAAAACAGCUAGAAGAUCAGAAAAAGGUUAUCAGUGAGGUUGAAGCAGAAAUUAAGUCGUUGCAAUCAAAUUUGACACUGGAACAGAUCUUUGAAAGAGAAGUGAACCUUAGAUUGGAGGUUCAAGAAAUGGAGGAGAAAUUGACUAAGUUACGUGGAGGUGUUACUCUGGUGAAGCCAGAGGAACGCAAGGCAGUUGAGGGUAUGUUGUCAGAGAUGAUAGGUCACUGGAGAAAGCGUAAAAGAAUGUUCAAGGAUUUAUGGGAUACCCUUACUGAGAACUCACCUAAGGAUCCCAAAGAAUUUAAGGAGGAGCUUGGAAUAGAAUAUGAUGAAGAUAUUGGGGUGAGUUUGCAGUCGUAUAAUGACCUGAUUCAAAAUGGUAAGAAGCGGCCCAGGGGGCAGUGAUGUAUUUAUUGAAAUCAACAAAUAAGAAAUACAGAUUAUUUGGUGUUCUGACCACAGUAUAUAUUACUGCAAAAUAUAGACAGCUUAUGCAUUGAGUUUUUACAAUUCUGAUCUAGUUUGGUUUUAUUCACUUUACAAGCCUAGCUCAUCACUCGAGCAUCGUCUCAAUGCAAUAUAUUAUUAUUACUAUCUCUUUUGGCCCGGCAUUGGUCCUCUUUACUUUGACUACUAUUCUGGUACUCAUGAUUCAAGGGCAUAAAACAUUAUCUUUA